Messenger RNA from Paecilomyces variotii, 1315 nucleotides. RefSeq lists its product as hypothetical. The record is from RefSeq and is a predicted model, not a curated record. The transcript has a single exon. Lineage: Eukaryota; Fungi; Ascomycota; Eurotiomycetes; Eurotiales; Thermoascaceae. Bases 473 to 1156 code for a protein of 227 amino acids.
CGUAUUUCGGACUUGGGACCAUGGAUCCGAGCGCAUCUACUCCGCCGCUGCUUCGUCCAAAGUUCAGCCUGUUUUAGAGUCUAUAGACUCACCGCUCCUCCUUUUUCCUGCCAGUCUCAUUUCGAUAUACCUUGCAAGACGCUCAUGCUGAUAUGGCAAGUUAGAUUUCGACACCCUGCGGUUCAAUACUGUGGGCUAAGCUCUACAGCUGCGUGGAGAUCGAGCAUUGCUUACACAGAACCAUCAAUGUCCGCUUUUAUACUUUCCCUGCCAGAGAAGGAGAACCAGCCCUUACUAUUACGGCCGAUGUUUGAGAACACCAAACAGAAGAGCGAACGAGACAGGACUCUAGGAACGCCGAGUGGAUUGCGCCGCAAUUUCUUGGAACAUACAACGCAUUGCUACAGCGCAAUUGUGCAAUGUAUUCUAAAUUCCCAUGCUCGAACUAACAUGAAUUUUUCGCGUCAUUUGCAUGUUUCCUACACUGGGUGCUUCGACUCUGUUUAUCGUUGUCUAUUCCCGUCUGUAUGGGGCGCCAAUUAAUAGUGCCCGCCUUCACUUCAAGAAUCCCAGCACGUCGCGAGUCGCGACGCACGUAAGGACGGAGCACAUGCAUGUAAGUAACGCGAAAGACCGAUUCCAUCGCAUCCGAACUGUCGGGUCGCUUCUCCGUCACGAUAACAUAAGGAGCCGCGGGGACAGCCAAAGGCCCAUCCUUUUCUUGCCCAAACCCAGCACCGUGGUUCAGCCUCCUCAGGGAGCCGUUCACUCGGGGCAUCAACGGUCAACAAGAUCGGGAUCCAAAGUGGGAGGGGUCCGCCUUAGCCGUCAUUUAGGGGCGCGCGCCACAUACAGUAGUCAACUCAACUCCCUAUUGUUGACGGGAGGCUCUGUGGGCCCGAACCAGACGAAGAUCGAAUGUUCGGCUUGCGUCCGUGGCGCAGGAAAAGGGUCAAUGCAAUCUACUUCGCAAAGUGUCCAACAAAGAAAGAGGGGAAUGGAAGUUGACUCUGACCCGCGUACAUGCGCAGGAGUGAAGGUGUUGAGUAAAGGAGCACCCGGAGUUGUGGCCGUUUUUGCCAGAGAGGGAGCUGACCCAGUCGCACGGUUUUACUACCGAGGGAUCAACCUAAUCGACUCAUGCGAGUCCGGCUAAGCCCCGGCGAGGAAUUUUCCUUCUCUUUGAUUCGACAGGCUCUAUAAGGUGUGAUCUGAUAUCUUCUGACAGGGGGCGCCUCCACGCAUAGUUACCCUAGGUGGGUAGGUCAGUACGACAUUCCCACUCGAGCAGCGGUGCCGGCAGCCAAAUGAUAGU